Messenger RNA from Triticum aestivum (bread wheat), 1884 nucleotides. Its product is annotated as serine/threonine-protein phosphatase 7 long form homolog. The record is from RefSeq and is a predicted model, not a curated record. Bases 296 to 1327 code for a protein of 343 amino acids. The transcript has 4 exons. Gene Ontology annotation, biological process: meristem development; meristem maintenance. NCBI's taxonomy places the organism in Eukaryota, Viridiplantae, Streptophyta, Magnoliopsida, Poales, Poaceae.
GCAGGGGCCCCAUGACGCCGGCCACCGUUGCCACCUAUUUUUGAACCCAAAUACUAAGCAUGAUUAUCGGCCUUUCAGACUUCGAACCAUAAAGAAAACAUGGCCAAUACACAAUUCUUUCCUUGCUCACCUUGACGCUUAUGGACUACAAGGUUUUGAUAGGCUCACAUCAUGCGAUGACCAAGUACGUUCGGACCCAUCCCUUUUGACAUCCCUCGUUGACCGGUGGAGACCUGAAACCCACACCUUUCACUUUCGUUUUGGGGAGCUUGCACCUACACUGAAAGAUGUUUCUAUGAUCACUGCUCUACCAAUUAGAGGUGAGCCGUUAGUCUCUCCACGAGUAUCUCCAUCUUGGGCAUUAGAUAUAGCAGCCCGUCUUGGGAUGGAAAUGCCAGAAUCACAAUGUUCUGGUGGCCCUCGGGGCAUCCCACUCGUCUGGCUUCGUGAUAACUUUCUUAUUUUAUCUAGCUUCGCCAAUGAGGAGACGAGAAAAAGACAUAUGUUUGCGUAUUUGUUGUGGCUCCUCGGGAAUCUGUUUCCAAAUUCACAUGGGGACGUAGUUAUCCCUGGUCUCAUCUACAUUGCAGAGAAUAUGGUAGAUGAACCUUUACCGGAGCAGCCAAAAUACAGCUUCGGUUCUGCCAUGCUAUCUCAUACAUAUAGAGGCUUGUGUGAUGCCACACAAAAAACCUCUUUCGCACAAAAAGCUCCAUUACUUUGUGUCGCCUACGAGUUUCUACAGUUGUGGUCCUGGGAAUACCUCCCUGUAGGACGACCUCGUAUAGUACAACCCGUACACCCAUACGACUUUAGCGAGGGUGACAGUGCAACUAUGGCCACCAGGUGGACAAAGGCAUGGAAACGUUGGUCUCCAGAUAUUGCGAAAAAUUGUUACCCUAUGUACCACCAGCAGUUUGAGAUACUUGAUGUGGCAGAAGUCACAUGGAACCCAUGGACUCAGGACCAGCUACAAAUGGUCUUUGAUGCUCGACCCUUCACACUAGGCAUGUUGAGCGAUAGUGCAUUCUGGCUGACUCGCUGCAACUUAUUGUUCCUGUGGUGUGUUGAGCCUUACAACCCAGAGCGUGUAAUGAGACAGUUCGGUCUCUAUCAAGAAAUUCCACCCCCUUUUUCAAGACGUAUCAAUGAGGAAACCCAUAAGCUAACCAAUAUGGGCAGGGGUUGGAGUUUAUACAAUUGGAGGGAACAGAACAUCGAAUGGCUACACAAGUGGGAAAAUGAAGCGCUAGCAGAUAUAGUGCAUCAACUUAGACCAUACAGAUCAAGCGUACAAGCAGUGGUACUGCAUGAACACACGUGCUAGCCUGGCCAGUCAGCCAGCUACUAUACCAACACAUCUCACACAAGAGGAGCAGGCGCCGAGACAUGUUGAGCUGCAUGCAGCUUACUAUCGUGACCAGAUGGACAUACCUGAUGUUAAUUGGGGCGAUGAGAACACCCAACGUGGCGUCAACACAGGCGUCCAGGGAGCAUCACAUGAUCAUGGCGACACGGUUACAUCAUUAGUUACAGAGUUCUUCGGAGGGGACGUUAUUGGCCCAUCUUUUAUCCCUGCGGAGUCACAACCAUACGCCUACAAUUACGCUUCAGGUUCGCAACAAGGAUUCGCGACUCCACCACCUACGCAGGACUCGCAGACACAUGAAGCCGAAUUGGAGUACGGUCGCGGUCUUCGUGUAACUCGGCCACCUAAUCGCUUGUCGCCUUCCGGUCGUAAGGAAAGGCCAGGUGGUCGUUGUAAAGUAGGGUGAUUCAUCUAUCCACGUGUGCGACCCAUUGUAUCUACAUAUGUCAGUAUCAGACUUUUCGAUUUGAACAUCUAUGUAUGCUGAAAUAAAAAUGCACCAGUCAGGAACAAUU